AUGCCAAUUUCCUCCGAAAAAGAAGAGAUCCUUCUCUCAAAUGCCCUCGAAGCCUAUAAAUCAGGCCAAUUUAAUAGUAUUCAGGCCGCAGCUUCUCAUUUUGGCGUCUCAAAGUGGAAGCUUCGCAACCGGAAGGACGGCAGGACAAAUGGAAAAGGCCGUAUAGCCACCAAAAAAGCCCUGGAUCCCUCGCAAGAAGCCUCUCUUAUUCGCUGGAUCGAGCUACUCAAUUCAGUAUAUACACCACCGACUGCUUUAGAUAUUGAGGGCGCUGCAAACCGCAUUUUACAGCACUGCGGUUCCGACCGGCAGGUCAGUAAAAUGUACGGCUACCAAUUCAUCGCGCGCCUACCACCACACAUCACUCUCCGUACACAAAAGCCUAUGGAAAAAGCGAGAAUCGAGGCCGAAUUACACGGUGAAUUAGUUCAUUGGUAUAAGGUCUUUGGCCAAUUCCUUAAAAAGAAUAAAAUCCAGGCCCACGAACUAUAUAACUGGGAUGAAACUGGCUUUCAGCUAGGUAUUGGAACUAAGGAAAACGUGGCUUCUACCCGCGAACGUGAGACUAUUGCGACCGGUGGAAUAGGCCAGAAUAUCACUGGUAUUAAGUGUAUUUCGGCCGAUGGCUGGGUUAUGCAUCCAUGGUUUUUAAUGCGUGGUUCUGAACAAAUGGAAGAUUGGUACGACAACGAUAAUGACCCUUCGAAUUACCGGGUUAUUAAACCAACUACAAAAGGCUGGACGGACGAUAAAACUGCUAUUCAAUGGCUAUUGGAUUUCCAUUAUACCACCAAAAAGCGAGUUACUAAAGGCAGACCUAGGGUAUUGGUUAUGGAUAACCAUGGUUCUCAUGGAACCCCGGAGUUCGAAUAUAUCUGCCAAAGCUUAAACAUUAUACCUUGGUGGUUUAUACCAAAAUUGACACAUCGAUGCCAGCCUCUCGAUGGCAAGCCAUUCUCGGUCCUUAAACAGAAGUUCCGAAAGAAGAAUAACGAGAUCGUACGAUGGGGUGGAGAUGUUGACGAUAAACGGCACUUUCUUCAGAUGAUUAAGACAGUUCGUAAGGACACAUUUAAAGCACGAACUGUUAAAUCAUCAUUCUAUGAUACUGGCAUUUGGCCUUAG
Penicillium robsamsonii is the source of this 1125-nucleotide messenger RNA. RefSeq lists its product as uncharacterized. NCBI's taxonomy places the organism in Eukaryota, Fungi, Ascomycota, Eurotiomycetes, Eurotiales, Aspergillaceae. The transcript has a single exon. The record is from RefSeq and is a predicted model, not a curated record. The coding region runs from base 1 to 1125 and encodes 374 amino acids. Gene Ontology annotation, molecular function: DNA binding. Gene Ontology annotation, cellular component: nucleus.